CUACUACAUUUUUAGACUUUAUAACUUUAUAAUUUUAUUAAACGAUCAAAUGACAACUGUCAACAGCGUUAAAUAUAAUAUGCCAAAAUUCAAAUACACUCUCGACUAUAUAUUUUCUCGAUCAUGUCUCGCUUUACAGACUCGGUUAUAUUAUCGCAUGAUGGACUUAUUUGUCGUUCAAACACAACAGGAAUCUUUACGUUUCGACACUCUUUUUAUGCCAAAUUUUCUGCUAUUUAGAAAAUUCCGUUAUUAUAUCAAAUCAUCCAUUGUAUGGCGCAUGUUAUAUCAUCUAAUAUCUGAUCACGUGUUUUGGUUGGGUAUGAACACGUAUAUAAACAUACAGUAUAAUCAGACAAACGCGACAGAUGCAAACAAUUUAUUUUCUAGUCUACCAUUUUGGACCGCUAUGGAAAGUGCCCUAAAUGUAACAAAUAACACAAUAGGCUUUAAUAUGAAAAAUAUAACCGAUGUUUGGUCAACGGAAGGAUAUUAUCCUGUACUGUAUGUGACACAAAAUUUUUCCAUUAACACGACAUCAAUCUCAUAUAAUAAUUUCAAUCAUUACUUGCUGACAUCACUUGUUGACAUGAAACAAUACCGAAUAUAUGUGACGUAUACGAUGAAAUCAGUUAUGAACUUUGCGACAUCUAAUGUCAAAAAUUACUGUUGGCUAUCUACACUAACACCAAACUACAAUAUAAUUUGGAUUGACAAUAAUGAUUGGAUUAUUGUCAAUUUACAACAAACUGUUAAAGACACAGACUAUGUAGCAUGGUAUCCUAUGAUUAAAGCUGUUGAAUACAUGAUGUGUGUUUGGGUAAUUCAAGAUAAUGUAGCUAUGAAGGACAAAAUUAAAAAAAUGUUCAAUGAACUUCUGCGUAAUAUAGGAUACGAUGACAAAUUUGAUGACAGUGAUUUUACUAAGUGUUUAAGAGAAGAAGCGGUAAAAUGGGCAUGUGUUCUCAAUAGUUAUAACUGUAGACAAACAGCGGCCUUUCGAUUAGAAAAACUUGUAGGAAGUUCUAUGCAAGACAAAUAUUUCAAAUCAAGAGAAUGGAUAUACUGUAAAGGUUUAAUGAGAGCAAACUACACUACUUGGGCGACAAUACUGCUGUGGCAUAAAUGGAAUAUAACAUACGACAAUAUAUAUUCAGAAUAUUUAACUUGCUGUACAAAUCCUCACAUUAUUCAAAAUUAUUUAGAAAUACUAGUAGAUGGAUUUUAUUCUAGUGUGACAAACAAACAAACAAUUGCUAAUAUUGUUCUCCUUAUUGUUGCGAAACAUUCAAACAAUGAUGCAGUACUCAAUUUUAUAUUCAACAAUUUUGAAUUAUUCCAAUUCAGUAUAAAAAAACCAAUUGACCAAAUUGCCAUAUUAAUUGUUAUUAUAACGCACGAGCAUGACGUAGUACAAUUAGAAAAGGUAAGUGAAUUCGUUAAAAAUAUUAUGACGAUGAGUGAGAAGCGGCUAGUUGAUGCAGUUAAACUAAAAUUAAUCAAACGAAAAAUGGAAUACAAUAGACAAGUUGGAAAGUAUGGGAUUCUCAGAUGGAACUUAGAAACAUAAUGCAGCAUAAAAUGCCAAACACUUGAAUAGAUGGAAGAUAAUAAUAUUACUUGUUGCA
Linepithema humile (Argentine ant) is the source of this 1628-nucleotide messenger RNA. The record is from RefSeq and is a predicted model, not a curated record. Lineage: Eukaryota; Metazoa; Arthropoda; Insecta; Hymenoptera; Formicidae.